Messenger RNA from Setaria italica (foxtail millet), 1251 nucleotides. RefSeq lists its product as uncharacterized. The transcript is spliced from 3 exons. The coding region runs from base 294 to 1091 and encodes 265 amino acids. The record is from RefSeq and is a predicted model, not a curated record. Lineage: Eukaryota; Viridiplantae; Streptophyta; Magnoliopsida; Poales; Poaceae.
UUGCCACUGACCAUCCACACCCCCGGCCCCUCGCCAGCGACCGCAGAUCCCCAAUUCGCUUCCUCCCCCUCCGCGAGCCGAGCUGCGACGACGGCGGCCGCGGCGUCUCCCUCUCCCUCCCUCCGUCCCCCCGCCGCAGAUUGGGUCGAACGCUUCUUCUCCGGCCAGCAGCGGCGCCGUCGCCGGUGCCAAGGUCGAGAGGCCGUCCGCGCUUCGUGGCUUGCUGAAACAGGUCAACCCCCAAGUGAAAUUCUUAUGCAAGUGAAAUCAGGUCUUUAAGGUAGCUUACUGAAAUGUGGGGUUUUGCAUCAAAUGCUUGGACGUCUGGGCUGGGGAAGAGGAGUCCUCCAAAUUGUGCCUCUUCCAGUGCUGCUUGUUCUGAUGACGAGGCAUCCUCGUGCACAAGCAGGGAAGAAGGCCUGGAAUGCCCAAUAUGUUGGGAGUCUUUCAACAUAGUGGAGAACGUGCCUUAUGUGCUUUGGUGUGGCCACACCAUGUGCAAGAACUGCAUCCUAGGCCUUCAAUGGGCUGUCAUCAAAGUUCCCACGGUGCCAAUCCAGCUACCGUUCUUCAUCUGCUGUCCCUGGUGCAACCUCCUGUCACUCCGCAUAUUUUACAAAGGGAACCUCAUAUUCCCGCGCAAGAACUACUUUCUCCUUUGGAUGGUUGAGGGCAUGAAUGGUGAGCGUGCACGAUCACGCUCUGGUAUUUAUACUGAGCAACAUACUCCAUUGCUCCCAAGCAGCAGCAGAGCAAAUGGAAAUGCAGGUUACUCAAACCCCACUAGACGGUCCCUCCCACCACAGGCUGACACAUCCAAUGCAAAUCAUGCUAACCAUGGGAUACCUCUUCUGAACUCUGAGAGGGUCCAAGCUUCGCUGCGCAAGUCGCUUUCAUUCCUGGUUCACCUGACUGCCAAGUUUCCCCUGGUGUUCAUGUUCCUCCUCAUAGUGCUGUAUGCGAUCCCUGCCAGCGCAGCGGUCUUGUUAUUGUACAUCCUUAUCACUGUGUUGUUUGCGCUUCCCUCGUUUUUGAUACUGUAUUUUGCCUAUCCAAGCCUAGACUGGCUUGUUAGAGAAAUAUUUGCUUGAGAUUUCCUUUAGGUGAAAUCUCAAUGCUGUUGUUGGAGCUGUGUAACUGAACUGCGUAGUAUGUGUUGUAAGUGUGAAUGUUAUCGCCAAGUUUUGGCUGACUACAUGUCAUGCGUUUGCCUCAAGUUUGCAUGGAAAGGCCCCUCUGUUGCAUUGCAAA